GGAACAAACUGUCAUAGCCUCUUGCGUUCUCUCUCUCUCUCUCUCUUCUCUGUCAAACCAGUUUCUCAUCAAUCUCCAUCCAUGUCAAUAGGCCAUUGCCAAAGGCACCAAGAUUCCCAAAUAUCCCAAGAGGCUAAGUAGUAAGUUCCAAAUCUCCAACCCUUCAUUCUCAUUAGUAUUAGAUUUCAAACAAUUGAAAAGAAAAAAAACCAAAUCAAUGUGAAACUUUUUACCUAUACCUAUUCAAUGAUUGCUACCCCCAAAAUUUUACAAAUUUUGCAAAGAUGCAGUCUUUGAGUCGAUCGAUGCGAGGUAAAUCAUUUCAUGAGUCUCCGCCAUUUGCAGAGAAGAUCACAGACGACCCUGUGACAACGAAAACCGCACAAAGCACAGUGACUUGCGUCUUCCUUGCCAAUAUUGCGACAUUUUGGCGGAAGGUGACGAUCAUCUGGUGUAAGAACCUCAUGAACCAUUCCCUCAGCAUUCGGAUUGAUAGCUUAGACGGCGAGUUUCAUUAUACGUGCAAAUUCGACCUAAAGCCAUGGCAUUUUUGGAGCAAAAAAGGGUACAAGUCAUUCGAGUUCGAAGGGAAUCAAGUGGAGGUUUAUUGGGAUCUUCGGUCUGCGAAAUUUGGCGGCGGCCCAGAACCGUGUUCCGACUUUUAUGUUGCUCUUGUUUGCGAUGAGGAGGUUGUGUUGUUAUUGGGAGACAUGAAGAAAAAGGCAUACAAGAGAACAAAAUCCAGACCAGCCCUUGUGGAGGCACUUUUAUACUACAAAAAAGAAAACGUGUUUGCCAAGAAAAGUUUUGCCACAAGAGUGAAGUUUGAUGAGAAGAGAAAAGAGCAUGACAUUGUGGUGGAGAGCUCAACGUCCGGCCUGAAAGACCCAGAAAUGUGGAUCAGUGUAGACGGGAUUGUGUUGAUUCAUGUCAAGAAUUUGCAGUGGAAAUUCAGAGGGAAUCAGACCGUGCAGGUGAACAUGCAACCGGUGCAAGUUUUCUGGGACGUGCACGAUUGGCUUUUCAGCAGCCCGGGGACGGGGCAUGGGCUGUUUAUUUUCAAGCCAGGGGCACCGGAAUCAGAGAGCGAUCACGACAGAGAUGGCAACGGCAGCAUAAACAGUGAUAAUAGCAGUGCUUAUUAUUCAACCCAGACAAGUAAUAACUCAACAUCUUCUGACUUCUGCAUGUUUCUUCAUGCUUAUAAGAUUGAGUAAGGGAGACUAGUUUACAGAAAACACGCAAAAAAAAAAAGGAAAAAAAAAGGAAAAUGGUUGUAAAAUUGUAAAUUAUGGUAGUAGGAUUAAUUCAUAUAUAUGGGUACUCUAGUACUCAUUUGAUAAUUAGUAAAUUAAACUUUAUUCAUAUUAUAUAUGCAGGAAAGAAAAUUAAGGU
Molecule: messenger RNA, 1395 nt
Organism: Malus domestica (apple)
Lineage: Eukaryota; Viridiplantae; Streptophyta; Magnoliopsida; Rosales; Rosaceae
Source: RefSeq, a predicted model, not a curated record